This is a messenger RNA of Mesocestoides corti, 9570 nucleotides long. The record is from the annotation of a GenBank genome assembly. Lineage: Eukaryota; Metazoa; Platyhelminthes; Cestoda; Cyclophyllidea; Mesocestoididae.
AUGCAGAAGGAGAAGGAGGAUCAACUGAAGCACCUCGCAGAUCGCGUGCUUUCGUUUAGGCACAAACGAAAAGCCAUCGAUCGGACUAUAAGUGAAUACACAUCGGAACCAGUGGAUGAUUUACUCAAGUAUUUCCCUUCGACUCCGCUCACAAAACCGUUUGUGAUUGAGAAUGAUUACCGCGGGGUCGGCGAUCGAGAUGAAUCUGACGCUUACGAACCAUCGGGCAAAUCUCGGCUGCAACCGGUCUCGAUCGAAAACCCGCCAGACGACUAUGGAAACGUAGCGCGACAAAUGGUUGCCCCGCAUUCUCGACCCAAAGUGAAAGGUGUCACCUUUUCGGGCGGUGUUGUGGACGACCGUGGCGGAGGAACUACGUGGGCUGGAACCGCAACCAACCUAAAACGAAGUGCCAGCACUAAUGACCUGCAAACUCAAAUCCGGAAGAUUACGGUGUCUGCGUCGACGCAGUACGAGUCGAUAGACCACGACCGCGAAUGGGCCAAUGGGCUGGAAGAUGCUACUUCCAAGCGACGACCAAUUACUUCCAUGCAUGACAAUCGUCUCGUCUUGGCGGAUGCUGAAAUCAGCUAUAAGAAGGACAGAUACCAAAAAACCAGCGAUGUUCAGGCACAAAUUCGAGGGAUUACCAAAAAUUCCGGUGUACAGGUUGGGGUUCGCGUAGUGCCGAAGGCAAUUGACCUCACACAAGUCGAAAUUGGUAACCUUGGUCUGGAAGUCCAGGACAAUCGUGAAGCAGCCGGUCUAGGUCUCCGUGUUGGCCAGGUUCUAUGUCCGGUGACGAUUGGAACAGCAAUGGAUCUUUAUGAGGGACCUGGAAUACAAGUUCUUGGCAUUAAUGACGUUGACUCACUCAACUUAGAACUGAGAAACUCCAUCGCCCAUGCAACUACGGACGUACACAAACGAUUAAAGGUACGAGAUGUCCAGGCUCAGAUCUUCACAAAAUCGGACAGUACGCUCCAUUCAGAAUUCUGGGACAAUCUAGUCCAAAAACAACCGGUCAGUGAGACGCAACUGAAUGAAGCUCAAUUCCAUCAGAAGACCGCAUCGGUUCAAGCGGUGGCUGCUAUGGAAGUCGUCAAUAUAUCCUCAAAUGAACCAAAGAAAAAUGUCGCCGAGGGAUCGGUUGCAUCAUUUUGUCUCUUACCUGAGAAUCAACCCAAAGAAGUUGGACAUUUCAAUUGUGAACCCACGACAUCUGCUGUGAUGUCCCAAAUCAGCUGCCUCCUGCAUUCCCGCGGAAUCCACUCUGAUCUGCAAACUUACCUUUCCGACUACAAGCAACGCCAUGGCAUUGCCACAGAAACGUCAGAUUUAUGCACGCAGAUCAAUAUAAUUAGCAAAGAUAGCAACGUUAACACAGAUGAGAUGGGUAACAGGUCCUCAGAGCCACAACGCCAGGUGUCUUCGAACGUUGCCGACGGAAUAAUACAACCGGUGAAAGCCGAAGGCACGGCCUCCUUCAAGACUGAGGCGUGGGCUUCUACGACAGUAGACAACAGGGCUGCUCAGGAAUACCCAGACUCACAGGAUGCUCAAACGUUGAUAAGAAAUGUGGUCAACAAUGCAGAAACCCAGGUGUCAUCGAAACUCAUCCCAACAGAGGUAACUGUGAGCAAAAUCAAGACGACAAACAUGGAAAUAUCAUUCAUUAAUCAACUGCAAGAAGCAAAUAUCGCAUUUCCAGUCGAUUCCCUGGUCUGUCCAGCUGAUAUGAAAUUCCGAUCGGAACUUUACGAGGGAAGCGAAUUAGCCAUGGCUGACUACAAUGAUUUGGGAAAUAUUCUUGUCACACACAGCGAUUCUGUUGCAAGAGGUUCCUUCAAACUGGAACCCACUUCGCAGAAGAGUGAAGACGUUCAGACUCAAAUUAUUAGCGACUUAAAAACCCCAGCAGCUGUUGUACUGAGAACGGGUGAGGUGGACAGGACUAAGCGCGAACUUCUUGUUGGAGAGGCUACCACCGGUUCAAAGUAUGUGCCGAGGUUGAAGCUUGUGGUAACAGACGUCACUGCGACCCCGCAACAACAAGUAAAUCCACAAUGUGACUUACAAACGCAAAUAAGUAGUAUGAGUGGACCAAAAGGCACCGAUGACUCGAUAAUCAGUGAAACAGAGCUUGUAGAAGGAGGAAGCAGCGUGGCUCGAAAAAAUUUGACGACUGAGAGUGGUUAUUCCACCCAGAAAGACACGAACGUUGAAAUUAGCGAGAACCGAGUGAGCGUAAAAGAUGCCAGCGAACAGACAUUCCCAAUUGUCAGCGAGACGAUUUGUGCUAAAUGCGGACAAAAGUAUUGUGACUUACAAAAUCAGCUUAACGCAAACACGAAAAAUGAGCCCAAUCAUCGAUCAGUGUCACAGACAAGGGAAGGCAGUGUUAUCGCCGACGUCAGUGCGCAAGUCGUAGAAGAAGCAUUCGCGACGACCCCUCGCCCGAAGCCACAGGUGGGCGCGGUUGACGCUUCCAUGCAAGUGGCCGUUGAGUUAGUGCCGAUAGAGAUAAAAAUGUCACACUGUGAUAUUGAGGACAUGCAGCUGGAAUUUGAAGAGGUUGACAACCAAGUCAGUAGCAGUGAAGUCUACAAGAUGCGAAUGAAGUCUGUCACGUGUCCGGCAAGAUUAAAAGUAAAAACACGCCUAACUGAAGGCUCGGGUGUACACGUCGUUGGCAUCCAAGACACUAGACAGAUUGGAUUUAGUGUCAGUUCUACGCCCACGAGAUUUGUGGAGGGAAAUGUUGCGUGUGUUGGCGGCGCUGUGGACGAUGAGUUCCAGUCGUUAGUUGCCUUCGAACAUCCCAUCAAAACGGGUACUGUGGCAGCCAGGAGCCGAAAUUCCAGCAGGUCGACACAAAGAAGCCUCAUUCGACUUAUCCCCUGCGAAAUCGACAGUAAAGCGACAAGGAACACUCACACAGACUCACAGAGUUUCAAGAUAACGGCAACUGCUUUCACGCAAGUGGGUACACAGCUUAUUCCACAGGCAAUAGGUAUCUCACCAGUCUCUCUGGAAAACAUGGAGGUUUCCGUGGCUAGUAAAGAGACAGGAGUGCAAGAACAGUCUUUGUCUGCAUCUGCAAUUCUUUAUCCCGCAGAAAUCGAAUUGGUCAGUAAACUCACCGAUGACAGAAGUGGUUUUGAGAUUGUAUCUUUGGCACAAGUUGAAGCCCUCCAAUUGAAUACCUCGGAAGAAGAGACGCACUUGCGUUACAGACAUGCCUCGCUAACAAAUGUAAACGGUCCUCAUCCAAGUGCUGACCUCCAGACUCAGGUUGGACCAACUGACACAACCAAAGAUAAGCCCCACGUCCUUCCGGCUAGCAUUGUGAUGAAGACAAAACAGUUUGACGGUAGUUCCAGGGCUCCCGAACUCGUGACCCAGUCUUUCGUUGGGAGUCUGCUCUCAGACGCCAGAGGAUGCAAAGCACUCACACUCAGAGCGGUAGCUGCAACGAGAAUGGGCAGAAGCGACAAUGGGGUUGCGUUGGUCAAUCAAGCUGCAUAUUUGACGAAAGAACAGAGUACUCAGGCAGUUAGCUCAGAAACACCAAAAAUCGGCCAGGAAGUUUACCUGCCACUUCAAAAACCAGCAGCUUCGGCGUUGCGAAAAUCAGAAGGCGUCCAGGUUGGCAUGAAGAUGGUUGCCAAAUCGCUUGAAGUCUCCCAGAUCCCUGUCGGAAAUCUCCAGCUGGAAUCGACAACAGGUUUGUCAGAGCAGAAUGUCAGCUACACUUUUGAUUCGCUUCGAUGUCCUGCAAAAAUAACUCUGCAAACAGAACUUUGUGAGGAAAGUGGGAUUCAGGUCUGUUCGCUUGACCAGGCAAAGGAAAUCGACGUUGGAUUAGUCAAUGAAUCAACGCAUUCCCCGAUCUCGCCACGAAUUUCCUCAAAAGAGCAUUCGACAAGACAGCGAAGCCUCAAGGCUGGUUGGUGGAGCAGCAUAAUAAGCGGUCGAACUCCACCAGUUGAGAGCAAAUCCAUGCAGAAUGCGGUCGUAAAGCUCCCCUCUCAAGGCAUCCAGGUCAGUUCAAAAGAGCUCCUUUCAAAGGAAUGCAAUUUGAUACUCGAGGCAGAAGCGUCGCUUAUUCCGAGCAGUUUAGUCAGCAGCACCGAGACAAGGGUGCCCACCAGCAGCAGCGCCAAGCAGCAAUUCAAAUUAGUCAUGACUAAUACCAAUAAUCAGGCCACAAAUAAGAAAACCACAAUGCAAACCUUGGAAGGACCAAGCGCAAGGGAUUGUGAGAUCCAAGUCGGCAUAAAACUGAUUCCUAACAGUGUUGAAGUCAAAUCGAUUAAGAUGGAGAAUAUGGAGGUGGAGAUGGCAGAUACAAAGUCAGUAAAUGUACUGAAAGCUGAUGUCAGCGCCAUCCUAUGUUCCUCUGGAAUAAAGUAUGACGAAGUCUUGGUUGAAUCACCAGGCAUCCAGCUAGUUGAUAUAAACGAUACAGAUGAAGUUGAAAUAAAUUACAACAAGGCAACCUAUAACGCUCAAGUCAUUUCAAAUGCCAAAAGACAAAUAAACGAAGAAAUUGUUUCCUCAGUAGGAUCGAAGAGCAGAGAGGGAAAAGUGUGGAACACGGUUCCGCAGAUGUCUCAAUCUACGUACUCCGACGGCACAAGAGAAGUCAAAACAAAUGAAACCACGACGCAGUUUGAGACACGAUUGCGCGUGAGACAUGAAGAAUACACAACAGAACAGAGCCUUCGAAGUGGAAUGUGGUCGGACAGGAACAGAGCGAGUAUGGUUGAUGGAGUAGCCCAGGUCGGCCUGAACCUCGUUCCUCGAAUUGUGGAAGUGAAUUCAAUUGCCGUGGAGAAUCUCGAUGCUGUGAGGGAAUCCAGAGACCAAGGUACGUGUGACCAAGUCGGCGUCAGUGCCAUGUUGUGCACCACCGCCACCGAAUACGACGAGGUGCUGACGGAGUCGCGGGGCGUCAAUGUGGUGCCGAUUAACAAAGCCCAGGAGAUGCAAAUCACACAUGGAGGAAAUGCCUAUUACACUACCGUAGAAACACAGAAACGCGUUCCCACACUUGGCUAUUACAGCGGUCAUCGAAAUCAGGUACCAGAUGUGGAGUCGAGAGAAACACGACUUCGUGUCCACCAUGCCGAGUAUUCUGCUGAAGGCGACCACCAGAUUCGGGCCACACACUACGACAAUGGCAGAUCAGUGGAGAGGGUCGACGGCGGUACACAAGUCGGUGCAGUAUUCGUCCCAACCGAACUGACUAUGCAGCGAAUGAGUCUAGACACACAGCAGAUCCCAGGUUUGUCGAGGUCCGUGUCGGAGAAGAGUGUUUUGUGUCCUGUCGGCAUGAAUAUUUCCACCGUACUCACUGACGGUUCAGGUGUGCAGAUAGCCGACGUCAAGAACACGUCUGAGAUCUCAGUCCAAAUGCACCAGGACAAAUACGCAGCCGAUAUCACAACUGACUCGGCCACCAACCAAGCACGCAUCAGCCUCAAAGAGAAGUCCAUCUCUAUGACAAGACAGCCGCUUAGUGCGCACAUUUCUCUUGUCGACCCAACAGCAAGGCGAAGUGACACAAGCUACACCAGUCAGGUGGAACGGUCAGGCAGAACGUUCGGUUCAGCUACCACACGAUUGAACUCGAGAUCCGUUCAAGUUGGAACCCUGCUUGUACCGACAACCAUUACGAUGGAAAAAGUCAACGUGGAGAACCUAGAGAUUGAGGUUCCACUGAGCCCUGGUCGACAUGCUGGUGUUAAUGUGAGCGCAGUGCUGGCGUCUUCUGCGACAGAAAUGACCGCCGUUCUCACCAAUGCCUCAGGAAUUCAGGUUGUUCCCAUGAAGAAUGCCGGCGAGAUUGGAAUUCAAAUGGGCGGAAAGACGUAUGUUGGAAGUGUCGACGCGUCACCUUCUGAUCGCGCCGCUGGAACAUCUCACACAUCGGGAGUCUUAAAGGACGGCAACGUGGAGCUGAAACGCGACAUGCAGCACAUUGUGUUGCCUUUGCGAAUGGAAAGUGGAACCAGCCAGGCCUCUGCGUACGCCGAAGGUCUUCUUAGGCAGAGUACUGAUUUGAGCAGACUCCACGAUGUACUGCGAUCGAGGGAAGCUACACCGAGUCUGCGAGUCACAACGUCCACCUCAUCCAAUCUGCAUAGCCGCCCAGGUCUCCUGAGAAUGUCAGGGGAUUUGAUCACCCCCGUGACUGAAUCCAUGGUUGAGUCGUCCUUGCCUCCUGCCAAAGAAAUGAGGGAUAGCGAGGUUCAGGUGGGACUUAAACUUGUUCCUCAAACGCUCGAUGUCGAACACGUGAGAAUGGAGAAUAUGAAUCUUGUUUACAAACCAACUAGUGGAUACGAGCAAGAAUCGAAUGCUGGAAGACUUAUCAUUGCCUCUGGUUUGCAUUACGAUCCAGUACUCUCAGAUACAGUCGGUGUUCAAGUCGAGCCAAUCCAAUCUGCUGAUGUUGUUCGUAUCCGUGAUGGAAGCAACGUUUUUCAUGCGACGGUGGUUUCUGACCGUAAUUUGACCCAUUGUAAAGAAACUAGUAUUGGACAAAGUAACAGGUAUUUAACAUCAGUUUCUGGUACACCGCAUACGUCCAUGGAAGGCGAGACUACUCUCCAUAUCUGUCACAUCGAAUCUGCUUGCGAUGGCAAGCCUUUACUGAUUAAUGCCACAACGAAUCGCGAUAUUCCAAACCGGUCUGCUGUUUUCUCAUCCGCCGCUGAAAACUGGAUUAACUCAUCCUGCCAGUAUUGUGGUCGUCGAAAGGUUGAAACGAAAAUUAAAGAUUCAACAGAUCUAUUCACCGGAAGCUCUUCUGCCUCGCUAAAAAUUCCCUGUUUACAGAGUGAUGCUUCAGUCCAGGUUGGUAUUCAAAUCAUGCCCAAGUCUAUAAAGCUCGACAGCGUCGCCGUGGAGAAUCUUUUGCUGGAAGUCAAGGACGAAGAGAUGGCAGCAAACCUCGAAUUUCCGGUUGGGGCUAUUUUCUACCCAUCCGAAAUUGAGGCUGAGGCAGCCCUGAAUGAAUGUGGAGGCAUUGAAAUGCAAGAGGUUGACACCAUCAGGGAAGUAGUUAUUGAGCAUGGCGGCGAAAGGAAGGUCGCAGACGUGUAUUUCUCACCGCCGAAAAAACUCGUAGGGUCCUUUGAAAGCAUUAAUUCAGAACGGCAGGAGCUGGCACAAGUGUCAAGAAAGCAACAGCAAACAACUGUGAAUAGGAAGACACUUUCCCUCAAGACAGCCACCAUCAUCCUUCCAAAAAGCCAACCAGAAACGUCAGAUUCCAUCUUCAAAACCGGACCAAUGACCAUUAGAUCUUCGAGUCAGAAGCCUCGCAUCUUACUGUCCGGAAGACGAAAACAAGUAAUGCGUGUGAGGACUGAAGUCAGUACUGAACCAACGGGAGCUGCUGAGUCUAGGAUAUUCACAUGUCCAUGUGGACGUUUGUACUCAUCAACAGACGGCAAAAACCGUCCCCUUAACGUCUCUUGUAACGCCUGUGGCGCCAGCGGUGUUGUAGUUGUCGAGGGAGCUGAGAGUAUUUCUCAAGAAGCAGUUGAGCCCAUGUACACAUUGAUUCAGAGACCCAAAUUGGAGGAAACGAAAUCUGCUGACUGGUACAACGUAGCCUGCGAGGCCAAAAUCCAGCCUGAAAUGUUCUCGAAACGCCUUACUGCAAAAAUUUUUGCUUCAUCUGCGGAAAUUGGAACUCAAUUCUACGGUAGUGUUCAAAAUGCUGACGAUGUUCCCAAUGAGACCAUUGUCUUGCUCGAAUCCAAAACUGACAGCCCAUAUCGUCAAAUCACUUCUGAAACUACCUACCAUCCACUGACACAGGGAACCACAAUUAACCGAGUAAAAUCAACCGGGAAUUUGACCGUUCAACAAACGAAUAUGGUUCACAUGAGUACCCAGUGUACGAUAACUCACAGAGAUUCACUGGCGGCCGUAAGUGCCAUUAAAAUUAAUGCAGCGGCUGGAUUUCACCAAUCAAGAUCGCCUUACACCGACGACAUGACCUCCAUAACUCUUGAGGGCGCGAGCAAAGACGAAACAUUUGGCAAAACCCAGAGGCGUACUCAUUCUGCUGAUUCUCAAGCACAGAAGAAAACCGCCAGGAUUUGCGCAAAGUGCCAGAAUAAAGUCAAUAAUACGGAAACUAAUGCUUCAGAAUCUGUUACACAAACAUUGACGAUUCAAAGGGGUUCUACGGAGAACGUUGCUGGAAUAUCGGAGUCCACAUCGGCUUCUCGGACAUCUGCGCUUCGAAGAAACUUCUUCUCUGGAAGCACACACACUCGUUCCUCGGAGUUUAUUGAUACUAUUGGCAGCCAUACGGAUGCAGAUCGAUGCGCGAUGUGUCGAGCUGAACUAACCUCUGGUGACUUGACCACAUCUAUAUUAUCAAGUACUUCUAGCCUUGCUGGCUUUGAACCUAUGACGAAUGUUGAAACAAAGGAAAUCGCGGAAGCUUUCACACAAGUAAAUAGAACAACAGCAGAUGUAGGCAGCUUUGUCAAGGGUAGACACCACUUGUCGCUUUAUCAGUCCCUAAAGGAAAAUCGAAUUAUCCAGGCAGUAAUUCGAGAUUAUGAGGUGGAGAAGGGUAGAGCGUCAGGUCAACUGUCAGUGGAAGCCAAAGAACUCGCCGAUAUUAUGGCUCCAACUAGUCGCCAGACAGCGUUGACUUCUAGCCAACCACCUGCCUACAAUGAAUUGCGACACAACAUGCUCGCGAGAAAAGUUGUCGAAAGUUACGAAGCUUCCAGACGCAUCCAGAGAAGGGACGAUUUUGUUCAGACUGAUGAAAGUCAUCUUAGUGAAAGGAACCCAACUGACUACACAAGGUCGCUCAGCACCGGUAGCCAGGCUCAAAACGCCGCCAAGCAGAUUAUCGAGGUCGUUUCCACAUUUGCAAGGCGCGAAAGUCAAGUCUCCGCGAAGAAGUCGCUCUAUGUUACUCUCAGAGCCAAUCCAAUUAUUCAUCAAGUGAUCAGGGACUACGAGAAAGAUAAGUGCGAGCAGAAGUAUCCACUAAUAUCGCCUUCUGAAGCAGAGGAGAUUGCAGAGGUGGUCGCUAACGCCCACCUCUUGGCGCAGACUGACCAGAGAUCUGUCACAGAUAAGUCCCUUUACGCCAAUCUCGAGAACACUCAGCUAAUUCGCAAGGUCAUUGCCCACCACAAAUCUGAACGACAGGAAACCCUGAAGGAAGCACUUGUACAAACUGAGAUCCCACUUACAGCAUCCAUAAAGACCCCAAUUCAAAGCCUCGACGGUCAGGUAGCGAUACUCGAAGCAGAACAAUUCGUAUCGGCGACUACCAGCUCCCACGGUGGCUCAUCAGUCGCCAGGCGAGUUAAAAAACGGCGACCAAUCAAUGCACCCCUCUCCUCAUCAAUUAGCAGUGACUCAUCGGGCGACGAAGUUGUCGAGGUUUCGAGUAGACCCCGAUGGUCCCCUCUGCACACAUCCGAAAGCACUAAAUAUGAUGUUGCGUGUUCAGCCCUUAUAACUCCCGAGGUUUGGGACAAGAGGAUUCAAGCCGACACGAUGACUGACAAACGGUGA